CCAAUCUGCAAAGCGCAAAGUUUUGUAAUUUUUCUAUCAAAAGGUCAACAAGCUUGUCCUGAUCAAUAUUGACCUAAAUGGCAAUUAAGUUCUAGAGGCCUUACGCAAUCACCAUGUUUACGCACACCUCUGACGAUGACUUAUUGAUCCGUUGUGCACACCUGGGUAGCAAGGACGAGGCUAUAAAACACACAUCAUAUCCUAGUGUCCUGGCUAUGCCAAGGGUUAGGCUGUGAGAUGACACCUCUGACACUCAUCUGCUUAACACUGUACACUUGGAUAGUGUCACCUGGCUCCCGGCUCAGCCUGGCAUUAAGUCAGCAUGAGCAUGAAACAGAGAUGUGGCACGCACUCUCAAAUAGCUUGCAUAAUAAAGUGACCAUUGAGGGGACGAAGAAGCUGGCGUUCACCUUUCAAAGCAAGGAGAAUGUCCAGGUGGACUCUGCAUUCCUGUCCUGCGUAACUUUGAGAUGCUUCACGUUGCUGGAGAACCCCUCACCUGAGGCCUGGAUCGGGCCUGAACAUCAACAGCACCACUUGUCAGCAAUAAUUUGUCCAUCCAAUCGGUCAAGAAAAACAACACCAAAAGGACCAAGUGCAAUCACUGUUGUUUUAUUUGCUAUGGAGUCAAGCGCAGUGAACAGACACCCCAAUGGGAUCAUCUAUAGGCUUGGGAAAGUACUUAUAUCAUCUUUUCUGCUGUUGCUUGCAAUCAUUGUAAUUCGAUUAAUAUUAAUCGUCUCAGAUUUCCGAUACAGCAACAACUCUUUUGUUGUGGGGCUUUUGACUCUCACGUUACACUGUUUACCUCCACCAGCCCUCCGACCCCCGGGAUGGUCCUUUGUGCUGCGUCACACAGCGUUCGGGAUCACCUUUGUCCUCUAUAUCACCUGUGGCCUGGGGAAACCAAUCCAUGUUUUGAUUGCCUUCAGGGCCACUUGGACGGUUUUCCAAUGGUUGUGUCACUCACAUCAGCAGCAAGCAUGUAUUUUGCCACUAUCUGCUGCACAGUUGAUGGUUUGUGUUGUGUGGUUCUUUGUCACCCAAAUGUCACCAAACAGGAAUGGAAGGCAGUUAUGUUGUGAAAACAUAAUACGUGAAAGGGAUGUCCAGUUUGCUGUCAUUUACUGGGCCACAUCGUAUUUUUUAUGUUUUUCAUUUACACUUUUACUGCGAUCAAUACAGGCUAAAUUGAAUGUAUUUAGCGCUCCUAUGCACAUGCGUUUGCUAGCCUGUCUACAAUAUGCCAGGGUAAUAACAAAGUAUAUCAUUGUUAUAAAACUCAACAUGCCCCUGUGAACCUUAUUUGUAGAUGGUAUUAUGAUGCUACGAUGAUAAAGAUCCUGAAACAUUACAUUAAAUAUAUUAAAAUGAAAAAAGAGUUGUAGGGAGACAACACUAAUCGUUUCUUAAAAUGUGCUAGGCUAAUGCUUAAUAGAUGGAUACAAUUCUUAAUUCAUAUUUUAGAUUAUUACGACAGAUAGAACCGGGGUUUAAGUAAAGGCUCAGUUGAUAACUUUGUUAUUUUUCAACGUGGACCCUAUUUUCCAAUUGUUCGAGAUUGGGCCAGUAUUGAGCGAGCAUGGUAACCCUUUGGAACAAUAGCACUCAAUUAAUCAAUAAAUAUUUUCAAGCCAGAGCCUAAGUCUAAAGAGCACAUAUAUUGUAAAAUCCAAAGCAAUGAUUCAAGUGCCCGGAUCAAAAAAACGUAUAAUGUGUAUCAUUUCAAAUAGCUCUACAGUUAACCAAAAAACAUCCAAACAUUGACAUGAUAUAUAUUUUUGUCUUCUUAAAAAAGAUUGAUUAGAGAAACAGGAAGAUUUCUAGAUGUUACCUUGAAGAAUUAGUUAGUUAGUGUGUUGUUGUUUUUUAGAUCUAGAAGUCUUGAGUGAAAACUGACAAUAUGUCAGGCUAAUACGAUCAGAUCUGACCCAUUUCCACCCUUCAGUUCAGCCUUGCCCUGUCACUCUAUCCUGUCAACAUGAAGAUGUUACUUUAUAAGGCCCAUUACGAUUUUUGUGCUGUGUGGCAGUGUAUACUACAGAAAACAACAAAGCCAUAUGCAAAUAAGUUUAAUAUAAAGUCUAAUGUACAUUUUUGUAAUGGGUAAAAGUUUUGUUACUUACAGUCUCAGAAUGUGAUGUACCCUAUGUAAUAUGUUUUUUUCAAAGCAGAGACUCACUUCAUUCAAGAACAUUUAAAGAUGAGU
Molecule: messenger RNA, 2209 nt
Organism: Gadus macrocephalus (Pacific cod)
Lineage: Eukaryota; Metazoa; Chordata; Actinopteri; Gadiformes; Gadidae
Exons: 4
Coding region: 238-1299 (353 amino acids)
Biological process (GO): G protein-coupled receptor signaling pathway
Cellular component (GO): membrane
Molecular function (GO): G protein-coupled receptor activity
Source: RefSeq, a predicted model, not a curated record